Marmota flaviventris (yellow-bellied marmot) is the source of this 1051-nucleotide messenger RNA. It is a transcript of the gene Dnajc5b, whose product is annotated as DnaJ heat shock protein family (Hsp40) member C5 beta. The record is from RefSeq and is a predicted model, not a curated record. Lineage: Eukaryota; Metazoa; Chordata; Mammalia; Rodentia; Sciuridae.
GAACACUCUGGACCAGCUGGCUAGUGAACUUGCAGAUCAUUCCUGCCAUCAGAUUGAGCCUGACUUUCAUUUCCAUGGCAUUUGUUCCUUUAUCUCUCAAAGGGAUAACCAAUUGGCUGAUAGAGUAGCUGCCGAAAAGUAACCUGACUCCACUCUCCUACUGGACUCCUGCUUGGGAAUGAUGGAAAGGAGCAGCUGUUUGCUCUGAACAGUAGAACAGCUUGAGAAUAUGGCAUGUAACAUACCUAACCAAAGACAGCGGACUUUGUCGACAACUGGAGAAGCUCUAUAUGAAAUUCUUGGUUUGCCUAAGGGAGCAUCAAAUGAAGAAAUUAAGAAAACCUACAGAAAAUUGGCCCUGAGACACCAUCCAGACAAGAAUCCAGAUGAUCCAGCUUCUGCUGAGAAGUUUAAAGAAAUCAACAAUGCCCACACCAUACUUACAGACAUAUCCAAGAGAAACAUAUAUGAUAAGUAUGGAUCACUGGGACUCUACGUGGCCGAACAAUUUGGAGAUGAAAACGUCAAUACCUAUUUCAUGCUGUCAAGCUGGUGGGCAAAGGCCCUAUUCGUCAUCAUUGGCCUUUUGACUGGCUGCUAUUUCUGUUGCUGCCUGUGCUGCUGCUGCAACUGUUGUUGUGGACGCUGCCGGCCCAAAUCAUCAAUGUCAGAAGAGGACUUUUACGUGUCACCAGAAGACCUCGAGGAACAGAUCAAGAUUGACAUGGAAAAAGAUGUGGACUUUCCUGUUGUUCUCCAGCCUACAAAUGCAAAUGAGAAAACACAGCUGAUCCGAGAAGGAUCUCGAAGUUAUUGCACAGACUCUUGAUGUUGAGCCUGAGAGUCCAAAACACCUCCUCUUGGUUCACCCAUGUCUCCACAUGGUUGGGGGAGGUUGAGACAUGAAAUGCUGUGAACUUUUAGACACUUGUAUUUUGUUUUUAGGCUAAGGGAAAAUGGUUGCUACAUAGUUUUCUCAGUAGGCAGACUUUCUCUUUGAGUAGAAUUCCUAAUGAAACACAUUCAAUUUUGAUGAAUAAAGAUCUGAAGA